Zophobas morio is the source of this 2895-nucleotide messenger RNA. RefSeq names its product vitellogenin-1-like. The transcript has 3 exons. Gene Ontology annotation, biological process: lipid transport. Bases 48 to 2861 code for a protein of 937 amino acids. The record is from RefSeq and is a predicted model, not a curated record. Gene Ontology annotation, molecular function: lipid carrier activity. NCBI's taxonomy places the organism in Eukaryota, Metazoa, Arthropoda, Insecta, Coleoptera, Tenebrionidae.
AAUAAAAUGUUUCAAAUUGAUUGCUGCUAUUUUAUAAAAAACCUAAAAUGAACACACUCCAAUUUUUUACACUGCUUGUCGUCAUAGCGUCUACACGCGCUUUCCACCAGCUAAUACCACCCGACAAAAAAACGAUCUUUUCGUGGAAUGCAGACAUCAAAGCUGGCACCCAUCUCCCAGUACAAUAUGCCUCCCAAUACGCCCUUCAAGGUAAAAUCCAUCUUCAGCCUUACAACAACACAAUAGUUGUCAAACUCACGGAUCUAACACAUCGACUCUACAACGGAAUCAUUGACCAUUUUCACGAAUAUGAAGCCAAAAAUGUAUCACUACUUCCGGAAGUACAAGCUUUGGAAAAUGCAUUUAAAAUCACCUAUACUGACGGUGGCUUGGUCGAAGGAAUUUCAACACAAAACAACGAAAUGGACUUUUCGCGCAACAUCAAGAAAGCAAUCGCGAGUAUUUUUCAGCUAAACACUACCUUCCUUCAGAAAGAGUACCACCGUCCGGAAUCGUUUGUGAUGAAAGAGAAUUCCAUCUAUGGACAUGGUGAAGAUGUCUAUAGUGUUUUUCCUCAGAAAGGAGGGAAGAUGGAAGUGCACAAGUUACACAAUAUGCCUGAUAGUGAAAACAUUUUUUCGCACAUUGUUACUAAUACUGAAGGGACGUCUUGUGAUGUGACAAAUGGAGUACCGGUAAUGCAUGACAGUAAGAAAACCUAUGCUCUUGAAAAAGAAGGGGACUGUUAUGUUGUUAAGAAAGUUACUACGGUGGGAUCCAUUAUUUAUUAUCCAUUUACAGCCAAAUCUGACGUUCAGAUGAUUUUGGUAAAUCAGAAUUUUGAUUUAGCUGAGGUCGUACCGAUAAAGAAUAAGUACCAGAUUGGUGAGGAAUAUUUUGAGAACAGUUUGAGUUAUGUUUCGUUUGACAAAAAAACAAACGACGAAACGAACGGUCGACGAAGCAUCGACUACGACAAACUCUUACCCAUGGUACGCGAUAUGCUGGAAGAUAUACCACAAUAUAUGCACGAAGACCAUAUUAAUACCAAAGAACCGGAUCAUAAACGCGGUCAGUUAAUCAAUCGUGUGCAGCAAAUAUUACUCAAAUUCACACUUGAAAAAUUCAAGGAGUUACAAUCGAUGUUGUCAACGCAGGCACUAAAUGUCUUCUACCACAUUCUUCCUUUAGUAGGUACCGAAGCCUCGACCCUCUAUAUCAAAACUUUAAUCAUUACUAAGACAGUACCUGAUGAUUUAGCCGUCGAGUUAUUACAGAACAUCGCAGGCCACAUCCGACCUUCGCUCGAUUUAGUCCAAAAUCUCGAAGACCUCAUCCACUUGGAUUCAAAGUACAGCUGGGAUAUACAGAAAGUCGCCAUCUUGAGCUUCGGCAACAUAAUUUAUAAAUCGUACGUUCAUCAACUCCAGUCCAAUUCAGACAGCUCUCAGGAACCCUAUGAGAAGUACGUAGAUGAGUACAUCCACAAUUUACGAAACUCUACGAAGUACAUAGUCCAAGUGACUUACCUUCUGGGUCUUCACAACAUGAAAUUACCUAUUCUUGCCCAGCGCUUGGUUCCAGCGUUCAACGGUGAAUGGUGGUCGAAUCAAAAUUUACGAUACAUGGCAAUUUGGGCUGCGGCACCGCCGAUUCUUUUCAACUCUGGUCCUGACAAGAUAAUAGAGACCUUUUGGCCUAUUUUUACCAAUCGUCACGAGAAACUUGCAGUGAGAGCAUUUUGUUAUUAUUACAUUAUGUAUUCUAGACCGAGUUUGACAAUGUUGAGGAACAUCUUCACGUUCAUGUUGACUGAACCCGAUCAAGAAUUGUACCGGAUUCAUUACACACUUGUGCAGACUUUGAUAGAGUCAACCGAUUAUUGUCACCAAGAUGUUAGAUUAAAAUUAGCUCAAUUAAUGAAAUUUAGCCCACCUCCUCGCCGUGGCACCUCAAGUGUCAGCUUCUUUGGGUACCGAGACGAACUGUUCGGAUUUAGCACUGGCAUUCAAAAGUACUACAUCAAAGCCGAAGAUUUACGUAUUUAUUGUUAUUAUGUUACUUCCCAACUGUUCAACAGUUAUGAAGAAGAGUGGGUGGUAUAUUGGAAAAUUCAAGAUGGAAGGGAUAAAGAUCCAGGACUCAUACAAUCUCUAGUUGAUAUUAUAUCACUGAGUCAAAUAGACAGUUUUGAUUUUCAUGUUGAAGCCAGUAUUGCCAGACGUGGUCAAGUUAUCAACACUUUCGCUUUCGAUAAAAGAAGUUUGAACGAAAUGAUGGGCCUCUUGGGCUUGUUCCUCGCAUACGCUUCGAAAUGGAACCUCAAUCUCUUGCAUAUAAAUUACGAAAGGUACAAUUCAUACAUGAUACCAACCGAUCUCGGGAUUCCCGCUUUUUGGGAGUACUUCAUGCCGGAGGUACAUUACAACAAUUUGAGUGUAACUAAGCAGAUUGAGGGAGACAGUAUUCAUUUCCGCAUUGAAAACAAGUACGGUACUUGGAUUCACUACAGUCACGGUUUGAGUUUCUACAAUCCCAUCGCUGACGUACGACAAGGAAUAAACAAGUACCACGCGUACGAUGCACUUUUUCCUCUUCACUUUAACUUGUCGUUGAACUCUAAACUACAGAAUUUAGAAGUACAUUGGCAAAAACAUGAUGACCCCCAAAUGAACAUCGCUGGGAUUAGAACUCACGCAACGCAGCUAGUUUUUGUCAGAGAUUCUGACGAUUACGAGGAAAAGGUUCUAAGAGAGUUUAUACCUCAGGGGGAAGAAUUUCAAAGUGUCGGUCACGGCAAAAAAUUUAGACAUGACUACCCUAUCUUUGACAAACACAAUCUAGACACAGGUUGUAUUUAGUUAACUACGAUAGUGACAUCCAUGCCCCUUAUGG